Molecule: messenger RNA, 1042 nt
Organism: Thecamonas trahens ATCC 50062
Lineage: Eukaryota; Apusomonadida; Apusomonadidae
Product: alcohol dehydrogenase
Exons: 2
Coding region: 77-760 (227 amino acids)
Molecular function (GO): zinc ion binding; oxidoreductase activity, acting on the CH-OH group of donors, NAD or NADP as acceptor
Source: RefSeq, a predicted model, not a curated record
CGGCGACCACGACGUGCUGAUCUCCAUCACCCACUGCGGUGUCUGUCACUCGGACCUGCAUCGUGUUGACAACGAGAUGGCCGGCAACAACUAUCCCAUGGUCCCGGGUCAUGAGAUCGUGGGUACGGUCACCGCCGUGGGCCCGGCUGUCUCGUUGGUGGCGGUAGGCGAUCGCGUCGGUGUUGGUCCGCAGGGUGGGGCGUGCAUGGAUGGCGAGGCGUGCCGCGAGUGCGGGCGUGAGGCCAAUAACUUUUGCCCCAAGCGUGUGUUUACCUACAACUCGCCCAUCCCGAAUCCGCCGGGCGUGACAUACGGCGGCUAUGCCGAGGCGCACAUCACCCACGAGGCCUUUGCCAUUCCCAUUCCCGACGGCAUGGACUCGGCGGUGGCCGCACCGCUCCUCUGCGCCGGCAUCACCACGUACUCGCCGCUGGUCCACUUUGGCAAGGGGCUUAAGCCCGGCGCUCGGGUUGGCGUCGUCGGCAUCGGCGGCCUCGGCCACAUGGGCGUGCAGUACGCGGCCGCGCUUGGAUACUCGGUCACCGCCAUUUCGCGGACGCCGUCCAAGGAGGCCGAGGCGCAGACCUUUGGCGCUACGAGCUUCCUGCUCUCGUCGGACGCCGACGCCAUGGCCGCCGCCCAGGGCACCUUUGACUUUAUCCUCUGCACGGUCUCGGCCUCGUUGCCAUGGGAGCUCUUCCUUGGCCUUUGCGCGCCCGACGGCGUCUUCUGCAUGCUCGGCCUCCCCCCGAGCCCAUGACCUUUGACGCCCGCAAGCUCAUUGCCAACCGCAUCACCCUCUGCGGCUCGCUCAUCGGCUCGCCCAAGGAGCAGGCCGAGAUGCUGGCCUUUUCCGCAAGCAUGGCAUUGCCCCGGUCAUCGAGCACUCGUCCAUGUCGGCCGUCAACGCCGCCCUCGACAAGCUCCGCGACAACGCCGUUCGCUACCGCGUUGUCAUGGCCCAGGACUUUGAGCCGGUGCCCGAGCAGUGACCACCUAACAGCGGCGAUCGCCUAGCUGCGGUAAAGGUAUGAGCAGCAGA